Xiphophorus maculatus (southern platyfish) is the source of this 2314-nucleotide messenger RNA. RefSeq lists its product as uncharacterized. Gene Ontology annotation, biological process: interleukin-15-mediated signaling pathway; positive regulation of ERK1 and ERK2 cascade; T cell activation. Lineage: Eukaryota; Metazoa; Chordata; Actinopteri; Cyprinodontiformes; Poeciliidae. The record is from RefSeq and is a predicted model, not a curated record. Gene Ontology annotation, molecular function: protein tyrosine kinase binding; MHC class II protein binding. The transcript has 7 exons. Gene Ontology annotation, cellular component: membrane raft; external side of plasma membrane. Bases 45 to 953 code for a protein of 302 amino acids.
GUGUAGAAAAAUAAAACCAUGUUGAAGCCAGAAGGAACUCGACCAUGAAGAGGAAAUAUAUGCACUUCUACUUUUAUGUGGCUAAACAGGCAGCUUUGGGUGAGGAAGUCAGGCGAACAAUGCCUUUCCUUGGAACGCUAUUCAUUUUUGUGCUUCAGUUUGAAGUAAGUGUCUGUGCUGUGUAUAAAAUGGAGACCUACCGUCCGCUUGGGCAGGACGUAGUUUUGUUGUGUCAACUUCCUCAAUCUGACCCACAUUUUGAGGUUAAAUGGCGUCACGGCGGAGAAACUCUUGUGAUGAACGGGUCGGUGACGGACGCUUCGUCUCGAGGAGGAAGGCUGAGUGUGAACAUUAACGGAUCUCUCAUCAUCAAGAAAGUUACGGCUUCAGACGCCGGUGUCUACACAUGUCAGUUUCCAAAGGUCACCAGCAGUUUGGACAAUUCGCUGUGUCUUCUGUCCAUCUCUCCAUCUCCACCAGAUUCUGAGUGUAAAAAGGACAAAGUCAUGGAUUUAAAUUGCUCUCUGAUUUGCAACCCCAUCUCAUGCCGAGAGGGCAGCAUCGUCUGGCUGAAUGAAACUGGAAAUGUGUUGCAAGAAAAGAAAGUUGGUCAGAACUCGGAUACAGGCUGCAGUUCAGUUCUCACUGUGAACCGUCUGAUGGGAAACUACAGGAGAUACAGCUGUCGGUUUGUUCAGAAAGACAAGGUCCAGGCGGAGGUUCACUACACGCCUGUCUUCUCAGAUUCCACAGACUGGCCCGUUCCGAGCUCCAUCCUGCUGGUUCUGCGCAUCGCAGGACUGAUCCUGAUGAUCUGUGUUGUUGUUGUUGUUUACAUCAGAACCAGAGGAAGCAAGAAGCCACCAAAGGACAUCAAUGUUCAUUUCGUCUGCAGAGAGGACUCACUGAACUAUGAGAAUAUUGAAGUUUUUUCUUCUGCUGUGAGUCGCUGAACUCAUCACAAAAAGCUUCACAUAUGAGCUUUAACUAUCUAAAGUUUUUAAUGCUGCAUUACUAUUUAAAUGUAACAUCACGUGUCAAACUCGAGGUCCGUGGGCCAGAAAUGGCUCGCCCGAAGAUUUCAUGUGGGCCUCCAAACUGUAGAAAUAGAAUCUAAGAUCUUUUUUUAUAUAUAUAUUAUUUUAUCAGUCAAAUGAACAGUUUUAUUUGUAUUGUGUAAAAUUAGAUAAAGGUGAAAAUAUGUUAAAUAUUUAAUUUCAAGAAGUUCUCAUCGAAUGCAGAAACAGCUAUCUAUUAAUAUUUUAAGUCUUUUAAUAAUUUCAUCAACACAUCCCGCCUCAAAUUCACAUUCUAGAUCUUGAUCUGACCCAAAAUGAAAAUGAGUUUGACGACCAGCUCGACAUCAAGUUAUCAGCAAAGAACAUCUGAAAGUAAUCAGAUUAAUUCUGUUUUUACAGGAAGGAAAAAAGACACAAACGCAAACUUUUAAACAUGAUUAAAAUGCAAAUAUAGUUUAAGUUGACUUUUUAAAAAUAAACUAGCUGAUAAAUUGAAGCUACUUUUGAUGAAAUAUAAAGCACUCCUCUUGGAUAACUUGUUUUUUCGUAAGCGGUACAUAAAGGAGCAGAUUUAUGUAUUUUCUGUAGUUAAUAUUUUGAUAAUUUGCUGAACGAGAGCAAAUCUAGCUAAAAGUUGUUUUUUCUCUAGCACUGAAUAGAAAUCAUCUGUGGUGGACUUGAUGUUAAACACUUGGAUUAAAGCUGAUUAUACUUGAAGAUUUUGUCUUUAUGCUUUUUUAAAUAUUGAAACAUUAAACAUUAUUGAUUAGUGACAGAGUUCUGAGAAUGUGACAGGAAACAGGAUCCUGACUGCAGUCUCCGUUUUUCUUUCAGCUGGAUCCUCUUUAGUUUCACUGAAACUGAUGUUGUUAACCCAAAAAGCUAACAGUCAAAUAUUUUUACUGCACAUAUUAUACACAAUCUAACACAAUAUGUUACAUUGUACAUAUGCUGUAAGUCCAAAAACAUACACCAUAAACGUUUAAGCUGGAUUAUUGUACAGUUAAUUGGUUUACUGGUUAUAAUAUGUGAAUACUUUGGAAAAAAGUAAAAAUCAAAUCUUGGUGCCAAAUGAACUAUUCCUCCGAAAGGAAUGAGGAAAAACGCAUAAAGGAGGAAAAACAUUUCAGUUGUUUGUGGUUCAGGCAAAAAUCACCAUGACAAUCAAAUAAAUGCUGAUGAAGAUGAAUUGUUGGGUUUUUCUGAACUCAUCAGUAAGUUGGUCACAAACAGGAAAUAAGAGAAACAUCUUCAGAAAACUGAGACGCUGCACAGCGGUCAGCAGCAGAAGGUGG